AUGGAAAAAUCAUCCUAUGUAGUAUUUUCAGGCGGAUCAGCUUGUAACCAUAUUCUAGAUGGAUUCCACAAGACAAGUUCACAUGAUGUCAGUUACAUACUUGGUAUCUCUGACAAUGGUGGAUCCACUAGCGAGCUCUUGCGAGUGCUGGGAGGCCCUAGUGUUGGUGAUUUGCGGUCCAGAUUGAUUCGCUUGAUGGACACAUUGGACGAAAACACAGCUUCAAUUGAAAUGAAGGCCGUCAAAGAUCUCCUGAGCUACCGACUGCCUGCCGAUAAAGAUCUACAAAAAGUGCGUGAUGAAUGGGCGUUGAUUGUAGAAGGCAGACACAGCCUCUGGAAUGACAUUUCUAUCGAAAAGAAGGAAGCUAUUCGAGGUUUUUUGACACUGUUUGACUUUGAGAUCUUGAAGAGAGCACACAAACGAUUCAACUUUUGCAACGGCAGUGUUGGCAAUUUCUUCCUGACAGGUGCUCGGCUCUUCACUGGCUCUUUGGAAGCAGCCAUCUUCUUAUUUGCGUCCAUGACCGGUAUUACAUCAGUGCCAACGUCAGUUGUUCCAGUCAUCAAUACAAACCAAACCGCUACCAUCGCUGCAUCCUUGGCAAACGGAGAGACGCUGGUUGGCCAAUGCGAAAUAUCACAUCCCUCGCCCUUUCAGCAAAAGAGAAAGAACGGUGCAUGUACACCUCGAAAGAAGCGCAUGAAUCCCAUCGAUGCAUUCUCUUACUUUGAAGAUCACAUUAAUAUUACCUCAGAGCCCAAAGGCAUGGACAAUGCAAACCUCUUCUUUUCAAAACACAUUGAUGAAAAGCUCACCUCGCCUAUUGAUCGCAUCUACUAUAUCAAUGAAUACGGCCAAGAGAUCUACCCAGUUCCCAACCCCAAAGUCGUGAGUCAGUUGUCGUCGAAAAAGGCCUUGGUGUAUUCCAUUGGUUCCUUGUACACUUCUCUCAUCCCAUGUCUUGUCCUUCGCGGUGUUGGAAACGCCAUUGUUCAAUCACAAAGUCUCAGGCACAAAAUCCUCCUCUUGAACGGCACAAAUGAUCGUGAAACCAGUGAUUAUACAGCCAUCGACUUUAUCAAUGCAAUCGCAUCCGCUUUGAAUGAAAGCCAACGUAUUGAUGCACGCCGUGCAUUUUAUCAGUCCUGUGAUGAUGAGGAAGAAGAAUACGAUGACGAUAUGGAUGAUGAUCUGUAUGCCACCAACAGUCGAACUAGCAGCAUUGCAAGCACUGUGAUACAAACACCACCAUCCUCGUAUUCACUUCAUAACCAACUCAGUUCCAUGGCAAUUGGAAGUAUGCCUGCAUCUCCGUCUCAUCGAUAUCCUCCUUUCCCUAUCAACUCCUUUUACCCUAGCCCUGUGUCUUCAUUCAUCACUCAUAUGGUCUAUCUCGACAACAGUGCCAUCCCAGUGGACACGGCUGCUAUUGAACGACUUGGCAUCAAAUGUGUGCGAAUGAAAGGUGCUCUCAAUAGCUCCGGAGAGCCCAUCUACAACGAAGAGUUGUUCACUCAAGUCAUUGAAUCCAUUGUACAUAUCUAA
Molecule: messenger RNA, 1548 nt
Organism: Mucor velutinosus
Lineage: Eukaryota; Fungi; Mucoromycota; Mucoromycetes; Mucorales; Mucoraceae
Exons: 3
Coding region: 1-1548 (515 amino acids)
Molecular function (GO): LPPG:FO 2-phospho-L-lactate transferase activity
Source: RefSeq, a predicted model, not a curated record